GAUGUCAGUCAAUUGACCCGCAGGUCGACUCGACUUAAAGUGGAGGUUACAGCGAGGUUAUUUCAUAUUUAAAGCUACCUUGGUUACAGAUUCAUGAAUACUUCUAGAUUUAGUGGGCUUUCACUCCUGCUCUGUCUUAAUUUUGGGCUGUCACUAAGCCAAAAAAUGUCAGGCCUACAUUCUGUGGCUUAUGUCACCGCUCCUUCAGAAGAAGUUGCUAAAAAAUUGGCCAGAGGGGUUGUUCAAGAAAAGCUUGCAGCUUGUGUCAAUAUCAUCCCAAAAAUCACUUCAAUAUAUGAAUGGAAAAACGAAAUUAAUGAAGAUCAAGAAGUGAUGCUGAUAAUAAAAAGUCGAACAUCCAGAAUUCCUGAACUUUCUAAUUAUAUUAAGGCAAACCACCCUUAUGAAGUGUGCGAAGUCAUCUCAACCAAAAUAGAAGAUGGUAAUCCAGACUACUUGUCGUGGAUUUCUUCUGUUGUCCCACCCAAAAAAGACUGUUAAAUGCUAAAAAAAAGAACAAAUGUUUCUGUAAAUAAAUUUAUUUGAUUGAUUUAA
This is a messenger RNA of Cimex lectularius (bed bug), 555 nucleotides long. RefSeq names its product protein CutA homolog. The transcript is spliced from 7 exons. Lineage: Eukaryota; Metazoa; Arthropoda; Insecta; Hemiptera; Cimicidae. Bases 94 to 501 code for a protein of 135 amino acids. The record is from RefSeq and is a predicted model, not a curated record. Gene Ontology annotation, molecular function: copper ion binding. Gene Ontology annotation, biological process: response to metal ion.